Molecule: messenger RNA, 2096 nt
Organism: Trematosphaeria pertusa
Lineage: Eukaryota; Fungi; Ascomycota; Dothideomycetes; Pleosporales; Trematosphaeriaceae
Product: MFS general substrate transporter
Exons: 5
Coding region: 419-1963 (514 amino acids)
Biological process (GO): transmembrane transport
Cellular component (GO): membrane
Molecular function (GO): transmembrane transporter activity
Source: RefSeq, a predicted model, not a curated record
CCGCUAACCCUACCUUUGUAGGCCAUCGCCGGUCUAUGCCCAUGUCUAUCGGUUCUAUCAGACCAUCACUAUGCAUCUGAGCACCUGCCGAACAUUGGACCGUCCAAGGGUCCACAGACGAGUGCCCACCCGGGCUCCCCCAAGGAACAGCUCCACAUCAACCCCGGCCUCGAAUAGCGGGUCAAAGAUAGCAAGAGAUAGCCAGAGGACAAUACCCUCCCAGAUCGUCGGGAAAUAGCGUCGGAGCGAUAAACAUGCGGGAUACUGUAGAAGCAGGCUGAUAGCAAGGCGUGGCUCCAGGGCACCUUGAACAUUGCCACCUCCCCAAGGACCCUGGCUCUGGUGCUGCUAUUGAAUAUAAAUAUAUCGGCAUCACUGCCGAAUACUGAUCUACGCCCUUAUUCCUCAGAUCCUUACCAUGGCGGACAUUGAGAAGACCCCGCAAGCGGACACCAACACUCCUUCACUCCACGGAUCCGCGACUGGAGAUAUCGCUAUUCUUCACGAACGUCAAGUGGAGCACAUUGAUAUCGGCCUCGGACUAUACCAGAAGUCUCUCCAGUACGACCCUGAGCAGCUCGCCCGCGAUGCUCUCAAAGUUCGACGAAAGCUCGAUUGGCUGGUGCUCCCCAUGCUUUGCGGCACCUACUUGAUCAGUUUCCUCGACAAGCAGACUCUCAACUAUUCGAACGCAUAUGGCCUGCAGGAGGAUACUCACAUGAAAGGCGAUAACUAUUCCUGGGUGGCUUCAGGCCAGUACUUCGGCACAAUGUUAGGCGCCUAUCCGGCGAACUGGGCGCUGCAGAGAUUUCCUGUCGGCAGACUUCUGGGUAUAAUGUGCUUCGUCUGGGGUAUUGUCUGCAUGCUCCAGGCCGCUGUGUUCAACUUCGGCGGCUUCAUGGCAAUCCGGAUCGUCAUGGGCUUCGUCGAAGCUUGCGUCUCCCCGGCUUGCGUCCUGCUCACCAUGAGCCUGUGGACGCGCGAAGAGCAGCCCUGGCGAUCCAACUUCUGGAUCGGAACGAACGGAGUCGCUAGUAUGAUCGGUGCGCUCCUUGCAUGGGGGCUCGGUCAUGCUACCGGUCUUGCGGUCCCCAACUGGAAGCUUAUAUACCUCGUCGUUGGAGCAAUGACUCUCGGAUGGGCUGUAGUCAUCACCCUAUAUCUACCAGACGGCCCUCACAAUGCGAAGAUGCUCACCGAGUACGAGCGCGUCGUUGCCGUCUGGCGCAUCUCCAAGAACAAGACGGGCGUCAAGCACAGCAAACUACUCCCAUACCAGAUGAAAGAAGCUCUCUUGGACCCAAAGACGUACCUUGUCCUGUUAUCCGGCAGUGCCCUUGGCAUACUCAACGGCUCCGUCACUACCUUCAUGAGCACGCUCAUCAAAGGCUUCGGCUUCGAUUCCUUGAAGACUAGCCUAAUGCAAAUGCCGGGCGGCGCUGUAGAAGUGGUGUGGUGCUUCUCGUUCGGCUACAUCAGCACGUUAGAGAACAUGAUGGGUGCAUCACUCCUGCUUGGUUGUGUCCCCGGCUUCGCUGGCCUUGUUGGGCUCUUGACUAUUGAUCGGACCAAGCGCUAUAGCCUCCUAGCAUGUGCAUGGAUACAAAGCGCCCUCGGCUCACCGAUCGUUCUGAACUGGCAGAUCCCCGGUUUCAAUGUAUCAGGGCAUAGCAAACGCACAGUCGUCCAAGCUAUGCAAUUCGCAACCUUCGCAGCCGGUAACGUGGUAGGACCACACCUCUUCCUCCCCAGGGAAGCGCCUAAAUACAAGUCGGCUAUCACGGGUCUCCUCAUUUGUUACUGCAUUGCCAUGCUCUUGCAGGUUAUAUACAUGGGUCUUUGCUUCGUCGAGAAUAGGAGGAGGGAUGCGAAGGGCUAUCGUGCGCAGACAGAAGAGGAGGCAAGGGAGGGUUUUGAGGAUCGGACUGACCUGGAGAACAAGCACUUCAGAUACCGGAUAUAAGUUAAGUUAUCUCCAGCCUCAGUGGGGACCCAUGUAGGAGGGCUGUUAGCGUUGGCAUGGGUGUGUCUAUCGCACAUGAUUCGCAUCUUGGCUACCCCACCUCAUUCCUAUCCACCCAUGCAUUCUUAUCAAC